This is a messenger RNA of Candidula unifasciata, 339 nucleotides long. The record is from the annotation of a GenBank genome assembly. Lineage: Eukaryota; Metazoa; Mollusca; Gastropoda; Stylommatophora; Geomitridae.
AUGAACUAUUGUAUGAACUGUUGUAUGAACUAUUGUAUGAACUAUUGUAUGAACUAUUGUAUGAACUAUUGUAUGAACUAUUGUAUGAACUAUUGUAUGAACUAUUGUAUGAACUAUUGUAUGAACUAUUGUAUGAACUAUUGUAUGAACUAUUGUAUGAACUAUUGUAUGAACUAUUGUAUGAACUAUUGUAUGAACUAUUGUAUGAACUAUUGUAUGAACUAUUGUAUGAACUAUUGUAUGAACUAUUGUAUGAACUAUUGUAUAAACUAUUGUAUGAACUAUUGUAUGAACUAUUGUAUGAACUAUUGUAUGAACCUAAACGUAUACAUACUGUGA